This is a messenger RNA of Trypanosoma cruzi, 1919 nucleotides long. RefSeq lists its product as uncharacterized. The annotation marks the transcript as partial. Gene Ontology annotation, biological process: SCF-dependent proteasomal ubiquitin-dependent protein catabolic process. Gene Ontology annotation, cellular component: SCF ubiquitin ligase complex. Lineage: Eukaryota; Euglenozoa; Kinetoplastea; Trypanosomatida; Trypanosomatidae. The transcript has a single exon. Gene Ontology annotation, molecular function: protein binding. The record is from RefSeq and is a predicted model, not a curated record.
ACCUCACCCUGUGCAAUACUCCACUGAGUGAAGUGAUGAUGCUGUAUUUGUCGGAGUGUGUAAGUCUAGAGCGUGUGGUGGUGAAUUCAUGCCGAGGAUUGAGGUCACUGGAAUGUUUGUCCUCGCUUCAGCGGUUAACCGAACUAUCUUUGCUGAAUAUGGGCAUAACAGAAGAAGGCCUCGCUUUCAUUAGUAGUUGCAAUUCCUUACGACACAUACAGUUGGAUAAUUGCAUGAAACUUCAGGGUAUUAAUUGUUUGGGAUCGUUAAUUGGCUUGCGAACACUCAGCGUUUCACGGAACAGGGUUUCAGACGAUGGAAUUCGAAGUUUAAGUAAUUUGAGAAAUUUAGAACAACUCCGACUUGUUUCCUUCAAUCGCCUAUCGAGUGUGGAGCCUGUUUUGUGCCUGGACAAGCUUCUAGAGUUAGACCUCACAGAGAAUUGGGUCACAGAUGAGGGCUGUGCGGCACUGGCAAACUGUGGCCAGAUUCAAAAACUCAAGCUUGCUUCGUGUCGCUGUGUGUCGGAUGUGCGGUGGAUUUGCGCCUUGACAUCUCUUCGAUUUUUGGACUUGUCAAAAACGCACGUGCGAAGCGCUGACCUCCAAUUACUGACGAUGUGCCAACGGCUGGAAGAACUUCAUGUUGCUUCAUGUAGCGGUGUGAAGGAUGCGUCCUUCGUUGAAGGUUUGUUGUCUCUUGGACACCUGGAUCUUACCGAUACAAGCAUAAAAGAUGCCGGAACCCAGUCUAUUAGAAAAUGCACUGCGCUUACUUUUCUCUCAUUGCAGGAUUGUCGUUUUUUGACGGAUAUACAGUUUGUGGAGCCACUGAGGAACCUGCUCAACCUGAAUUUGGAAGGCACGGAAGUGGUGGACGCCAACAUUAUUCCGCUGAUGCACUGCACAAAGCUGGAGGUUCUUUCACUUCGACACUGUCUUUUUUUAACAGAUGUUCGCUGCUUGCGGGAACUGAAGGCACUCAAGUCAUUGGAUCUUUCCGGGACCUAUGUCACUGAUGAGGGGGUAUCUGACGUAUCACAAUGCAUUUCAUUGGAACGGAUUGAUCUUAGUGAGUGUUGUCUCAUUACCCACUUUGAGUUUCUUCGCCCUCUAACUGCGUUGAGGCAUGUUAUUGCAGAUCGUAUGAAUGUGUUGGAUGUGACUGGCUUAGGAGGAAGCGGAUCCGUGGAGAGAGUGUCAAUUGCCGAUUGCAAACGGCUGGGGUCCAUGGGCAUGCUGGAGGCCCCACGACUGCUGGAUCUUUCUCUGAAAAAGAGCGCCAUUACAGACAGUGGCAUACACAGUGUUCUGCUGCGGUGCCAUUCUCUGCGACGUCUCAAUUUACAAAAUUGCACAUCCAUCACGGAACUUAGUGCUGUUGCACAACUCCCUUCACUUACGGAGCUUUUGGUGCGGAAUAUGAAAAUAACGAAUAAAUCUGUUGCAUUUGUAGCACGUUGUGCGACUUUGGAGAAACUGCAGAUGGUGGAAUGUGUUGAAAUCACAGAUGUGAACAGUCUAAAAUAUUUGCACCGGCUGGUGGAACUGGAUCUCUCAAGGACAAGUGUCACCUCUGGGGGAAUUGUGGGCCUUGCACGCUGUUAUAACUUAAAGAAAUUGAACCUUAGCGGCUGUCGUUACCUGACGGAGGUGAAUUGUUUGGGAGAACUGCGUCUGCUGAGGGAACUUCACUUGGGACGAACUACAGUAUCGGAUAGCGGUAUAGUGGGACUCUGUCGCUGUAUGCAGCUUGAAACCCUCAUACUCACAAACUGUAGUCAAAUUAGGGAGGUGGAAAAGCUCCAGAAUUGUCUGCCUUGCCUCGUAAAAUUUGAUGUGUACGGCACGUCCGUCGAGGAUUCUCGUCGAUACCUUGGUGUGGGCCAACGUGUCCAACAUGCGUGUGUUGUUCUCUGA